AUGGACGGCGGCGGCGGUAUCGGCGAGCUUGUUCCUACUAAAGAUUCCGACAAUGUUCUUGAGGAAGUCACUUUGGUCAAUGACGUUGACCUCGCCGAUAACUCUUCCAACGGAUUCGUUAUCGACCGCCACCGAAACCGUCUUCUCCUCGCUGUCGGCGAUUUGCUUGGAAAUCGUUAUAGUGCUUUAGUUGCCUAUGAUUUGUCCACGUGGCGUCAUCUCUUCCUCACAGUGCUUAGCAGCCAUAAGAUAACAUACGCAGACGAUGUAGCUGUUGAUACACAAGGGAAUGCUUAUGUAUCUGAUGCAAAAGGAGGUAAAAUAUGGAUUGUUGAUGUUAAUGGAAAGCUUGUGUACACUAUUAGAAGCCCUCUCUUCACUUCACCUGUCACUAUCAUUGACGUUUCUGGUGGCAAUUUGAGGUUUGGUGAUGGGCUUGAGUUCUUGUCUCCAACCAAAAUUUCCAAAUCGAAAACUCAAUAUGGAUUGUUGAGAGAAUUAGGGAUUUCGAUUUGGGAAUUUUGA
Messenger RNA from Arabidopsis thaliana (thale cress), 525 nucleotides. Its product is annotated as NHL domain-containing protein. Lineage: Eukaryota; Viridiplantae; Streptophyta; Magnoliopsida; Brassicales; Brassicaceae. The record is from RefSeq and is marked reviewed. The coding region runs from base 1 to 525 and encodes 174 amino acids. The transcript has 3 exons.